This is a messenger RNA of Linum trigynum, 2123 nucleotides long. The record is from the annotation of a GenBank genome assembly. NCBI's taxonomy places the organism in Eukaryota, Viridiplantae, Streptophyta, Magnoliopsida, Malpighiales, Linaceae.
GAAUAUACGUUUUCUUAUAAUUGAUCCCAAUUGAACUAAUUUCUUGAACCAAUGCCACUUUUCCUCCUCCAUCCAUCACUUUCUUAUUCAUUUUUGCUCUCAUACUCCCUACAUAAAAUUUUCACUGUCUACUCGACUUACUAGAAUUACUUACCGAUAUCCAAAAAUCAACGAAGCACAAAGACUUGUUUGUUAGCUAAAUUUACUAGGUUCUCAUUACUUCAUUCCCAAUUCGAUAUUUGCAGGGAUUUGUGGCAUUCAUUGUUGGGAUACUCCACAUGAUGAAUGGUUUAAACCUUUUUCGAGACAACGUGAAACGAGCCAUGGUUGCUUUGCUCUCGAUGGUCAUUGUGUUGUUGUUUUAAAGUCUAGAGAUUUACUAGUUGCAUACCAACUAGAAUAUAUGAUUGAUACAUAAGCAAUUUAGUUUGGUAGUAUGUACUCCAAUGCAUAAUGAAAAGAGGGGGCAAGUUAGCUUGUAUAUACUGCUUUAAUGUAACACAAUUUCAGAGCAUCCAUACGAGUAGAUAAUAGUGUUAUUCUUUUGCAUCUUUUUAUCAUGGAUAGACAUGACCAAUACAUUUUUGUUCUUCUGGUGAAAACGUAAUAUGAGGAGUCAAAACUCGAUGUACUACCUAAGAUAGAUGGUCUAAUUUAACUCAUAAAACUUCGGAUGACCACAAGACUAUUUCCUCUAUGUAUCUUCCAUGUUUGCACUUUCCACAUCUAACCCUUUGUCAUUCUCUCUCUUAAUCCUUUGCACUUAACUCCAUUACCAAAUCAUGAUCACUCUUGUUUGAUUAGAGGUUAAUUCUUUUUUCCUAGUGGGCUUCCUUCGUUUUAUACCUUCAAUUCAUCCCCUCCAACUUUUUUUCACAAUUGUAUCAACACUUCCUGAUCCCUUUCCCCAAGAAAAGCACUUCUUAAUUCUUUUUUUACAAGAAUUAGCUAUUAUACCAUUGUUACAAUCCUAUUAAUCCAUUAUUGAAUUAGGGAAGGCAUAUUAGAUUGCUUUUCUUUUGAGUUUUCCUUUUUCUCAAUCCUUUUUAAGUUUGUUUUCUUUCUCUAGUGUCUUUUAUAUGAUCUUUCGAGGCUAAUCGGGUUGAUGUGCUUGAGUGAAAAACAAAAAAAACUAGUCGAUUAAAAGGAGGAAAGAGGACAAACAAAAUGGACAAAAAUGAGGAAGCCUCGGGAGAGAAAUCACCCGAGAAAAAGGAGGAGAAGGAGACUAAAGGUAAGGAUCAUGAGGACGACGACGAUGAUGAUCAUGAAGAUGACAGAACAAUUGAAGUGGGUCCUCAAUACUCGCUCAAAGAACAACUUGAGAAGGAUAAGGAUGACGAAAGUUUGAGGAGAUGGAAAGAGCAACUUCUCGGCGCUGUGGAUAUUGAGGCUGUUGGAGAAACUUUGGAUCCCGAAGUGAAAAUUUUAAGUCUAGCUAUCAAAUCUCCUGAUAGGGAGGACAUUGUGCUUUCGAUCCCAGAAGAUGGAGAUCCCAAAGGUUGUUGGUUCACCUUAAAAGAAGGUUGCCGAUACAGUUUACUCUUCACCUUUGAAGUCAAGAAUAACAUAGUGUGUGGCCUACGAUAUACCAACACAGUUUGGAAAACUGGAGUCAAAGUUGAUAGUACAAAAGAGAUGCUUGGAACUUUUAGUCCACAAGCAGAGACUUACACACAUGAGAUGCCCGAGGAGACAACCCCUUCUGGCAUGUUUGCUAGGGGAUCAUACUCAGCUAGAAGUAAGUUUGUGGAUGAUGAUAACAAAUGUUACUUGGAGAUCAAUUACACCUUUGAUAUUCGUAAAGAAUGGCUGCCAACCUAAGCCCAACAGAGAGACCGUUCUAAUGACAUACAUCAAUGUCAUGACAAUUUUUGAGGCUUCAAAGCUUAUAUUUUUGUCUGUGUUCUGUUUAUGUUAUAUUUACAGUUAGAAUUGUACGAGAGUUUUCUUUGUUUUUUUUUCUUUCCGAUCGGAAUUAUAUGAGUACUUUUAUUAUUUUUCGGUGAAAAGGUUGUACGAGAUUAUUUACUAAAACAAUGGACAAGAGAAUGUAACUAAUAAAUUCAAUCCGACAACUUAUCAUACGCGUACUUACAACGAAAUAAAGUAAUUGUAUUUCG